Aspergillus alliaceus is the source of this 658-nucleotide messenger RNA. RefSeq lists its product as uncharacterized. Lineage: Eukaryota; Fungi; Ascomycota; Eurotiomycetes; Eurotiales; Aspergillaceae. The coding region runs from base 51 to 317 and encodes 88 amino acids. The record is from RefSeq and is a predicted model, not a curated record. The transcript has a single exon.
UAUAAGCCGACUGUCCUAGCCUUCUUGACGUGAACGAAAGGAUUAAGUCUAUGGAGAAACGACGAUCGAAUGUAGUGAACAUGUCUCCUAGAGACAAGAAAUCAGAAGAGCACUAUGCCCUUGGGACGGUUUAUGCCGCAUCAGGGUUCCGCGUUAAAAAAUUCACUACAUUCAAGAGAAAAUUGCCAACCAUCACGGACUGGACCCUUAUUCGGCCUUUUAGGGGUCGGGCCCUGAAAUCUAACAAUGUGAGGAUUGAAUACAACCCCCUAAGACCAACAGCUAGCUAUAAAGAGUCAAGUUCAAGGGACAGAUGAUGAUCAUGAAUCUAGAUCGCCCAGUUAUACCACCACCCGGGGAUCAUUUAGAUGAAGACACGGAUGUGUACAAGUGUGAUCAACUGACAGAUAUCACAACGGGUAAGUUCAACAGUCUCAGAACCGUUUAGAUAAGACAUAGGGGAAUAGAAGAACCACAAAUUACGUGGGAACAAACCGCCACCUGGCCAUAUCUAAGCGGUGCCUUUAUGCAACCCGGCGAUUCUGGUUCGCUUGUUUUCACACAAGAAGGCAAGAUGGUCGGAAUGCAUUUCUCUGUUGUACUAGACGGGCGCAUCGGGUACUUCACCCACGUUGACGACUUAGUAGCUGACAUCAAG